This is a messenger RNA of Alosa sapidissima (American shad), 2351 nucleotides long. It is a transcript of the gene atcaya, whose product is annotated as ATCAY kinesin light chain interacting caytaxin a. Gene Ontology annotation, biological process: apoptotic process. Gene Ontology annotation, cellular component: cytoplasm. The record is from RefSeq and is a predicted model, not a curated record. The coding region runs from base 301 to 1407 and encodes 368 amino acids. NCBI's taxonomy places the organism in Eukaryota, Metazoa, Chordata, Actinopteri, Clupeiformes, Clupeidae. The transcript has 13 exons.
UAAGAGCGCGCAGUAGCCGUGUGAGACAAAUUGAGACAACCAAUAAGAGAUGUUGGUUGUUUUAUUGAAGUUAAGACCUUACGAACAGGUAUUCUUUUCCCUGAAGUGUGCACCAUGCGGAGCUUGGCUGAAGCCAUGUCACCUGGCAGGCCUUUCAAAUAAACGAUUUCCCCCCCCGGAGGAUAAUAAUUUUGGAAGAAUGCGGUUCUGUAACUGGAUAUACUAGGCCCUCGUUUUUUCCAGUCAAGUUCUAACACUGAUGAGGAAGGUCACAAAUAAGGUCGACCUGUAUCUGUAACUAUGGCUACCACUGAGGCCAAGUCACUGCUGGACAGCAUGGAGGUGAGGGAUGAGUGGCAGGAUGAAGACUUUCCCAGACCACUCCCGGAGGAAGGUGAAAUGGAGUCAUCUUGUGGCCUUAAUGAUGACAGAACAUCUCCACCAAACUCCCUUCAUCUGGGUGGGGCAGGAGUGUCAGCAUCCCAUCGGAAGCGUCGCACCUUAGUGGCUCCAGACAUGAACCUUUCUCUGGACCAAAGUGAAGGAUCACUGCUCUCUGAUGACUUCCUGGAUACACCUGAUGACCUUGAUAUCAACGUGGAUGAUAUUGAGACACCUGACGACGACUCUCUUGAGUUUGUCCCUAACGGCAAUGACCUUGAGUGGGAGGAUGACACCCCUGUUGCAAAAACCUCGGCGGAAGGAGCAGGAGCUGAAGUGGAGGAUGAGGACGGCGCAGGUGGAAAUGGACGACUCUGGAGAACGGUGAUCAUUGGGGAGCAGGAACACCGUAUUGACAUGCAGGUCAUUAGGCCAUACUUGCGUGUCGUAUCUCACGGAGGUUACUAUGGAGAAGGAUUGAAUGCCAUCAUUGUGUUUUCUGCGUGCUACCUACCUGACAGUAGCUGUACGGAAUAUCACUACAUCAUGGAAAAUCUCUUCCUGUAUGUGGUGAGCAGUCUUGAGAUGCUGGUUGCGGAGGACUAUUUGAUUAUCUACAUGAACGGAGGCACACCACGGAGUAAGAUGCCAGGCAUCGGAUGGCUUAAGAAGUGUUAUCAAAUGAUUGACAGAAGGCUAAGAAAGAACUUAAAAUCUCUCAUCAUCGCUCACCCCUCCUGGUUCAUUCGCACAGUGGUGGCCAUUUCCAGACCUUUCAUCAGCGUGAAGUUCAUGAACAAGAUUCGCUAUGUGCACAGCUUAGAGGAACUGGAGCAGCUCGUCCCCAUGGAGCAUGUGCAGAUUCCCGAGUGUGUCGUUCAGUUUGAAGAGGAAAGGAUUAAAGCACGGAAAGAAAGACUGGAACAGGAGCAAAAGGAACAACAGAUAAGGCAACAGCAGCAGCAAGGCCCAGCUAAAUCCAACUCAGAGAGGCCUAAAUCUAUAAUUGGGGACCAAGGAUUGUGAGAGGAAUCGGAUCUCAAAUGACCCAUUAGGAACACCUCUUUCAAAAUGCUAUACCACAGCGCCAUAUAUCCAAGUUCCACCACAGGACAUGCCUCUGUUCGGCCAUGGUUUGCCAAAUAGGAGCAUUCAUCUGAAGAUCCGUGUGACAGAUUGGAGCAUUGCUUUUAGCACCUAUUCUCCAAGCUUCCAUUGCCUUGUCAUUAGUGAAAUGUUAUUUUUAUAUAUUUCCUUAAUGUGUAAAUUGUUAUGGCCAAGUUUCUCUCUGUUUUUUAUUUCUCAGUAUCAUAUGCAUGUUGACCUUAUUGCUGUAUGUCAUUUGAAGGCACAUGCACUGAUAGACCAGAACAGAUUGUUUAUUUUUUGUCUUUAUUGAAUGGCAUUAUAGGGACUUUACUGUAUAGCUGCUUUGUUCAAUAUGUUAUUGAAUGUAUGUAUUAUUUGCACAGAUCAAGUGCAUCUUAAAUUAGUCCUUUUAUUACCUGCUUAUUUCCAUUUAUGUUAUGCUUUUUUGGCAUGGAUUUUGAUGUUCUGACAAGUCCUUAACAAGGCAAGUUUUCCAGUUGUAUUCCAUACAUAACAAAGUGAGCUAUGUCACCAGCUGUGGAAUACAACACUAUUAAACAAAAAAACAUUAAAAACAAUCAUCAUUGUAAAAGUACUGACAAAGGAAAAAAUUAAACAGCACAGCAAUGCAAUCUGCUGGAUAUGGGCCUCUUUUGGACUUGUGAAUUACUAGAAUAUGCUGGUGCCUCUGUAUAGCUUGACUAUUGAAUUCUGAAUAUGAAUCACAACUGUUGUAAACAGCGAAUAUAUCCUUUAGUUUUGGAUAAAGAUAUGUGAUAUGGUACUGCAAAAAAUAAAUGCUGUCCAGUCAUUUCUUACUGCUUCUCACAAAUGUUGAAUGUGACCAUUUUGGUUUGAUUAAAACAAGAUUACUCUUUUAA